This is a messenger RNA of Brienomyrus brachyistius, 1113 nucleotides long. RefSeq lists its product as uncharacterized. The transcript is spliced from 4 exons. The coding region runs from base 136 to 603 and encodes 155 amino acids. NCBI's taxonomy places the organism in Eukaryota, Metazoa, Chordata, Actinopteri, Osteoglossiformes, Mormyridae. The record is from RefSeq and is a predicted model, not a curated record.
GUGGGUGUGCGUGCGUGUGAUUGUGCUGAUGUGUGUGUCUGCUGUUGGUGGACGUUGACUCUCAGCAGUGUAGCAGUGUGUUUCUUCAGCUCGUUCAGACGGACGCCAUUCUUUCACCUCAGGAAACAGGAUAGCAUGAUGAUGGAGUUCAGGCUGUGCGUCCUGCUCCUGGCGCUGGCCGCAGUGGCCGUCACUGCCCAGAGGAGGCGCCCUAACACGGACGAGUGGAACUACCGUGACGGCUCUGAAAAAGUGAACAUGCGAGGGGUGGCCAACCUCACCCAAAUCCUGGACAACUGGAGGUUCGACAUCCUGGCCCAGAUGCAGAGCAUGAUGCAGAACGACAUGCAGGGGCUGCUUCCGGAUUAUACCAGGAUCCAGCCUUUGUCGGAAGCCUUAGAUGACCUCUUCAAAGAGUUCAACGCCCUGAAGACGCAUUUGGGUGAUCUCAGCGAGAAGGUGGUGUCCAUCGAGGCCUUCAUUGAUGAUGUGAAGGCCGGAAAGUUACCAAACACUGCGCCUGCCGGCCCUGCCGGUCCUGCCGGUCCCGCCAAGAAGAAAAUCAUCAGGAAGAAGGUCCCGGCUCCUGCCCCUGCUCCCUGAAUCCCACACCUCUGUUCACCCAUCCCCUAGACCCUCCCUUUUCAGUGCUGGCACACCUUCUAUACCUCCCCACAGCUGAUAUGAUUGGUUCAUAUGGCUGCUCAUUAGCAUAUUUGAUACACCUGUCUCCCUAAUGUGCGUUCCUGCCACACCAUGAACGAAUCCUUCGAGUGAACAGCUGACAAAAGCUUAGCCAUGUAAAGCAGGUGUCAGUGUCACUUGAGGAAUCAGACAGAGUAGGGUUAGGAACUAGUGUAUGGGCUUCAAACGCUUACGCAGACAGAGGACCGCAGUGGGCUGGAUCCAAGGAGGAGUUCUGACAAGUCGAGACACGUAUCUGCAGGCUUUUAUAACCAUCUUUUUUCCCUCAUGCCUCGCACUAAGAGAAACGUCCUCAAGCUGUCUUUCUCUAUGAACUCACUGAUGCUGUGGAUAUAAUAUAUAAAUACACUCUUUGAGCCACGCAAUGGCAUUCCUAUCUAUGCAGUGAAUAAAUGUCAUUAUUUUGCA